Molecule: messenger RNA, 5035 nt
Organism: Esox lucius (northern pike)
Lineage: Eukaryota; Metazoa; Chordata; Actinopteri; Esociformes; Esocidae
Gene: podxl2
Product: podocalyxin-like 2
Exons: 9
Coding region: 596-2401 (601 amino acids)
Source: RefSeq, a predicted model, not a curated record
GUCCAACAAAACGUUACGUAACUUUUCGUUUGGAUGUAUUCGGAUAUGUCCCACAUAAUUGCGUUCUGAUCGAGAUGGGAGCGGGAUGGUGUGUAUAUGCGUAUCCGCCAAUUGUAAUGGACUAAACGUUUUGUUUGGCGUAAUGAAACACCCCUGUUGUCACUGCGAUACCAUCGGUGUCUAAUCUGUCAAUCAGAAUUUAGCAUCUCUGCGCGAUAUGGAAAACGCUGUUAUAGAAUGUUAAAGACAUUUUCUGGUUCAGACUGAGUUCGCUGUUGGUGUCAUUUAUCCGCAUUUGUUUUAAGACCGUUGCGCUCUGAUGCGCCUUUACUUCGCUAUUAAAGUCUGACCGGGUGCGUAUGCCUCGGAAAAGCGGUGGAGUAGGCUGCAUUUGUCAGCGACGCACCACGCUCAGAGAGAUGCAGAUAAUCGUGAACCGGUGCCCAAGUUCAGACACUUAACGCGUCUAGCGGACCUCAACUAGCCAAGUCAAUAUGCAAUGACUUGCCUUCUCUGCCCGCAGCUGCUGCUGAAUAAACAAGGAAAGCAAAUCUUGAUAUAAGCAUUUCUGAAUUAUUUUCUUUUUGCUGCAGUUAUGGCAGGCCUUUCUCCCGUGCUUUUAUUCGGCUCAACACUGCUGUUCCUGUUAUCAUCUCAUGCUCUGCUGAAUGAUGGACCAGUUUUAUCCUCCACCUCACAAACCUCCCAGACCUCAUCUCUGUCUCUCCUGGACCUGGACCUGGAAGAGCAACCUGAGAUGACUACUGUUCCGGGUAGACCUACUAUGGUACCAGGCUUGACCAGGCAGGGCCCGGAUAGCUCCCUGCAGGACACAUCUCAGGAAUCGUCUGGGUUUUUCAGUGAGGACAGUGAAGACAACAAACCUCUGUCUCAAUCUGUCCACCUUUGGGAUGACAUCAGAGUCCAAAUCAACAACACUGGGUUAGGCAGAGAUUCUCUCAAAGGUUUGGAGGAAUCCAGCCAGGGGAAUCACACCUCUCCCUUCAUAGCUGCAGUGGAGAACCUGGAACGGGAGCUGUGGGAGAUGGAGAGUGAGUCCAGUGGCCUCCCUCUGGAGCCCGGUUAUAACCAGGAUCUGGGCCCUACUUCCACCACCCCAGGUGCUCCUGCAGACUCAACCACCUUGGACCCACAAUAUGUUCCAGUCCACGGAGGUCCAGAGGACACCUUAGAGGGCACUGUGGAGGUGGCUGAAGAGUUAGAGAGUAGGCAUGCUACCACUGAGCCUGACACCUCCAGACCCACACUUCCUGAGGCUGGUGUCUUCCCCAGCUUCGGACCUCUCCAGCCGCACAACAACCAUAUGGACGACAGGGAGGAGAUGGAGGAGGAUGAAGAUGGGGUAUUCCUUGGAAGACCUGGAAGUGACUUGGGAAGAGGAGGGAGAGAAGAGGACAUCAUUCCCUUGACCACUGUCCCCUCUGGGUCUCCGGUGCCCUUCACAGUUGGCUUCAUAGGAGACUCUUGGGACCGUUUGGAAGAGGAAGGGUUUCCUGGUAGGGUGGACCAGGAGAAGGAGAGGAGGCUGGAGGAGGAAAAGAAGAGGAGGCUGGAAGAGGGAAAGGAACAGGAGGUCAGAAACGGAGGAACAGAGUUGUUAACUGAGGCGGAGCUGCUCCAUGGUUCCCACUUCUCACAGGAAGUACAGCAGGUCAGCUGUGUAGACUGGAGAGAUCUUUCUGGGAAGGGCUAUGUCGUCCUCAAUAUGUCAGACAACAUUGACUGUGAUGAGUUCCGCGUCGAGAGUGGUGACCGUCUCCUGGAGCUACUAGAAACAGCCUUCUCUAAGAAGAUGAACAGUCCUCAGGGUUCCUGGCUGAUCUCCCUCUCUAAACCCACGAGGCAGGACCACCAGCUACUCAUAACGCUAGCCGGCGAACAUGGCGUUAUUAACAGCAAGGAUGUGUUGUCAAUGUUGGGAGAGAUAAGGAGAGGUUUGCACGAGAUCGGCAUUCAGAACUACAGCAGCGCUGGCACCUGUCACUCCCGGCCCAGUCACACAAGGAGUGACUACGGGAAGCUCUUUGUGGUUCUGGUGAUUAUAGGCUCCGUAUGUGUUGUCAUUAUCGCCUUUGGACUCAUCUACAUUUGCUGGCAAAGGCACCUGCCUAAGAUGAAAACGAUGACCCGAGCUGAAGAGCUCCAUUUUGUGGAGAAUGGUUGCCAUGACAACCCCACCCUGGACGUGACAGGAGAUGGAGGUCAGCCGGAGAUGCUGGAAAAAAAAAAAACGAAUAACCAGAGCACCAAUGGACUGGCGGCAAACACUACUGUAGUGGGGGGGUCUGGAGGCGAGUUGGGGAACAGUGGCUGGCAGGUAUUGGUCAACAAACCUGGAGGGGAGGAAGAGGAUAGCCUGGAGGAAGACACACAUCUCUAGCAUGGAGAGGAAGAGGAAGGUGGGAAUGGUAGCCUGGAUCCUUCUCUGUUUGGGGUGUCUUGCCAACUCUGUGGUCAAUGUGACAUAUGACAAGACAGCACAAACAGACCUGGGACUAAGAUGGUUAACUGAUGGUUAAGAAGCAAAACAUCAGAGUUGUGAAACUCAUGUGAAUGCAUUGGUUGUCAAAUAAGAAACCUAAAACAACUUAUUAAAACUAGUUAGAUGUUUUAUUAAUUGACUAUGAUUAUGUGAUAUGGACUUAAUAAUUUGCGCUGUUUUCUUUUUUUGGCAACUAAGCAUGAUUCACAUCUCUAAACACUGUUCUAUACAGAAUGUUGAUACGUUGAAUGUUCGAAUUUGGAAUCAGAGCUUCGUUACAAGAAUGAAUGUUUGUUGAUAAACUACCGGACGUAAGGAUACUGCAUUAAACAUGUUGACUGCAGAGUUAAAAUGCUUUGGGCUAGCUAUGAUUUAUUAUGUCUAGUUAGAAUGGCUGCUCUGUAUCUGAUCAGCUGACUGCAGUGUGAAGGAUAGAGGACUCUUUGUACCUGUACCAUUAUAAAAUGAUUCAUAUAUAGGUUGGAACAAAGGGUUGUUUACAGUCUAUUAGAAAAUAUGACACUCCGUUGCUGCAUAAUGUAGUUUGCAUGAACUGUGUAAGGGCUUUAUAGCUUGUUAUGAGCAAAUACACACUGCCAUGCUUCUACUGUUUCUGUGACUUGGUAAACAAACUGGAAGUACAACUUGGAUUGUGUCAUUUGAAGAGGUAUAAAUCUUAACUGCCAUCUGUGGUUCUGGAAUAUUUGCUAAUGACCACAGUUUAUUGGCAAACACAGACUUUUGGGCACUUGAGUCCUCUAUCCAUCUCUAAGGUUUCAAAUUCAUGACUUUUGUAAGUAUCCUUACAAUUAUGACUGUAUUAGCUAAAUAACUAACUUGGUUGCCUGAUCUGAUUGCUUUAGAAAGCUCGUCUUUGGCUGGCCGCUGUGGCAUGGUAAUAAAAAGGGGUUGGCUAAAUUAAGAUAAAAUUUGGCAACCAGACUGCAGAAUAACAGAGGGAGGCUGGCAAUAUUUAUUAUGCUUGCAUUUGUUGAAAACAAUAUAUUUACAAAUAGUUAUAGUUAUGUAAUGUUUAUCACAAUCUGUUAAUUUAUGAUAAGCACAGUGAAUAAUGUUUGGGCUAUUUCCUAUAGCAGGCCUGUCAAUGUGAAUGUAAUAUAAUUUGUCAUGCUGUUAUUUCUGUUGUGGCACUGCAGCUAACGACUGUAUUUUAAAUGUCAACUAUGUAUAUUAAGGGCCUGACAGUGUUAACACUGCUUCAAAAUGGUUGAAUAUGUUUUAAGAAUAUGUUUUUAAAUGGUUGAAUAUUGUUCAGCUUUUUUCACAGACUUGCUUUCGAAAGGGAACAAUAUCACCAAACAAACAUGCAUGGCACUAACAUAGCCUACAACUGUUAGCGUGACUGUUUGGAAUCACUAACUCACUAGAACUGUUAGUCUGACUGUGUUUAGAUUCACUAACUCACUACAACUGUUUGUCUGACUGUUUAGAAUCACAAAAUCAUUAGAACGGUUUGUCUGACUGUGUUUAGAAUCACUAAAUUACUACAACUUUUAGCCUGACUGUGUUUAGAAUUACUUAAUCACUUUAAAAAUUAACUUGACUCUGUUUGGAAUCAUUAAAUCACAAAUCACAUCAACAGCUAGCCUGAAUGUGGUAAAAAACUGCAUCAAAGAAAACUCCAACCUUAAAAGGGAGAGUUAAACUAAAAGCCACGACUACAGAAGCGGAUUGCCACUAGGUGCUUCUUAAAAUUCUAAAAUCUCUUUUGGAUGGUUGAUCUGUCCAGGUUUGUGGUCAUUACAAAUCAGACAGGAAAAAACUGACUUCACCAAGAAGGGACUUCAAGAUUUGAAUUCUGAUACAAUUAUUUUAAUUGUAACAUUUUGUUCUAACUGAAAGGAAACUUAACUCCUCCAAACUGGAGCCUGUGGGGACAAUUAGCAUUAACUGUCUUGCUCAUGGGCAAGUUUUAUUUGUCCAAUAAGAAUGUUUUAUUUUUCCUGUUUCGUUGCAAGAUGUAUUACAAUUUUUUCUUUGCAUUCCCAAAUGAAUACAACCCAGGAAUGUUCCGAGAACAAGUCCUGAUGUUCAGGAUCCUGCCCCUCUUAAGUGUCAAUCAUAAUCAAUAGUCCAAUCUCCACUGAAUAUGUUUUAGUCCAGGACUAAGCUUUUGUCUGGAAUCAUGCCUAAGUUCUCUGUCUGGUCAGUUCAAUGUGUUAUUUCUGCAGUGUCUCAUUUCACCAAAACAAGCGGCCAUGUGUUGUUAAAAUGUCAAUGUUAUUGUUGAAACAGAUAAUCGUAAGUGUCAACAAGGUUUUUGUAUUUUAUUUUUAUUAGAAGAAUACUUCAAAUUAAUUUGAUUGAUAUACUGACCUGGUGCUGACUAGGGCACCAAAUGUUACCACAUUUUUAUUUUGAUAUACAGAUUAACAUGUUUUAUUACUGUUUACUUUUAGUGUAAAAUAUAGUUUUUAGUAUUAUUUAUAUAUAUCAUAGUUUUUAUAUUGGCUUCCAUUACUUUUGUCCACUGUUCUGUAUCCUACAUGAAAUAAAUGUUUGGGAAAUGUU